This is a messenger RNA of Galeopterus variegatus (Sunda flying lemur), 933 nucleotides long. RefSeq names its product adiponectin, C1Q and collagen domain containing (gene ADIPOQ). The record is from RefSeq and is a predicted model, not a curated record. The transcript is spliced from 3 exons. NCBI's taxonomy places the organism in Eukaryota, Metazoa, Chordata, Mammalia, Dermoptera, Cynocephalidae. Gene Ontology annotation, molecular function: protein binding. Bases 94 to 828 code for a protein of 244 amino acids.
AGGAGGAACUAUUCUGUUUCAGGGAGUGCCUCCUGGCAGUGGCUCCUGUUCAGUGGCAGUGGUGGAGCCACAAGCAAGACAAGAGGGUUCAGGAUGCAGUUGCUGCGAGCUGUCCUACUGCUAUUCGUUCUGCCCAUUCACGGCCAGGAUACCACGAGUGAAGGGAUAGAAGUCCUGCCUCCUCUACCCAAGGGGGCCUGCACAGGUUGGAUGGCGGGCAUCCCAGGGCAUCCUGGCCACAAUGGGACCCCAGGCCGUGAUGGCAGAGAUGGUGCCCCUGGUGAGAAGGGUGAGAAGGGAGAUCCAGGUCUUGUUGGCCCUAAGGGUGACACUGGUGAAAUCGGAGUGACUGGGGAUGAAGGUCCCCGAGGCUUUCCGGGAAACCCCGGCAGGAAAGGAGAACCCGGAGAAGGUGCCUAUGUAUACCGCUCAGCAUUCAGUGUAGGAUUGGAGACCAGGGUAACUGUCCCCAAUGUUCCCAUUCGCUUUACCAAGAUCUUCUACAAUCAGCAAAACCACUAUGAUGGCACCACUGGCAAGUUCCACUGCAACAUUUCUGGGCUGUACUACUUCUCCUACCACAUCACAGUCUAUCUGAAGGAUGUGAAGGUUAGCCUCUUCAGGAAGGACAAGGCUGUGCUCUUCACCUAUGACCAGUACCAGGAAAAAAAUGUGGACCAGGCCUCCGGAUCUGUGCUUCUCCAUCUGGAGGUGGGUGACCAAGUCUGGCUCCAGGUGUAUGGAGAUGGAAGUCAUAAUGGACUCUAUGCAGACAAUGUUAAUGAUUCCACCUUCACAGGCUUCCUUCUCUACCAUGAUACCAACUGAUUAGCACUAACUCAGGCUUCCACUGGGCCAAAUAGCCCAAAAGUCAGUCAAAGAAUGGUCACCACGCUUUCAUUGUAGUUAGGAGAUUGAUUUUAUUGUAGUUGG